Trichoderma aggressivum f. europaeum is the source of this 888-nucleotide messenger RNA. RefSeq lists its product as uncharacterized. Lineage: Eukaryota; Fungi; Ascomycota; Sordariomycetes; Hypocreales; Hypocreaceae. Gene Ontology annotation, molecular function: aldehyde-lyase activity. Bases 1 to 888 code for a protein of 295 amino acids. The transcript is spliced from 4 exons. Gene Ontology annotation, cellular component: cytoplasm. The record is from RefSeq and is a predicted model, not a curated record.
AUGUCCGGCAAAGGGUAUCUCGAGCAAACCAGUUUGCACUCACAGGCAAAAUGGAGAUCGGCGCUCUUAACAUAUCCUGGAAACCUAAAGGAGGCUUUACGAGAUGCUCAGAAGGAUUCAAAAAAGACAUUGUUCGGUGUCGCUCAGGGGAUUCCGAGCCCAUUUUUAACGAAAGUGUAUGCCUCCACUAGACCGGACUUUGUAUGGUUUGAUGUUGAACAUGGCAUGUUUGAUCGUUUGGUGCUUCAUGACGUUAUUCAUGCAGCCCAACACCACUCCGAAGGUCAGACCAUGGCUAUUGUCAGAGUGCCAAAGGAAGAUGAGAUUUCUUUGACUACGGCAUUGGACGCGGGCGCUGCUGGCAUUAUCAUUCCACACUGCGAAAGCAAAGAAGAGGUUGAAGAAUUUAUGAAAAAAAUCUACUACCCUCCUCUUGGUGGUCGCUCAUUCAGCCCAUGGGUCUUCACUCCCGGCAUCUCGGAUGCGUCCUUAUAUGCAAAUGAUGCGUUCAAUAUGAAAACUUCGAACAACCAUGUCGCCGUCAUCGCACAAAUAGAGAGCGUCAAAGGUAUUGCAAACGUGGAUGAUAUUGCGUCCAUACCCGGAAUCUCAGCACUGAUGUUCGGGCCUGGAGACUUCAUGGCAGACGCGGGACUGGAGUUGACUCUGGGACAACCUCACCCUACUCUCGCUGCUGCCAUGGAAAGCAUGUCCAAAGCUAGCAAGAAACAUAAUGUUCCACUCUUCGGCGCAGCUAUGAAUCUCGAUAUGGUCCCAAUGUUAAUAGAAUCUGGUCAUAGAGCUAUUAUGGUCAUGCUGGAUGUAUGGGGUAUUGCUAAUAUGGUAAAGUCGAAUCUAGAGAAGGCAAAAGGGUUCCUUUCGACUUAA